Molecule: messenger RNA, 1885 nt
Organism: Gossypium raimondii (Peruvian cotton)
Lineage: Eukaryota; Viridiplantae; Streptophyta; Magnoliopsida; Malvales; Malvaceae
Product: IQ domain-containing protein IQM6
Exons: 8
Coding region: 1-1701 (566 amino acids)
Source: RefSeq, a predicted model, not a curated record
AUGGAGUCGUAUGGUUAUAACCAUACUCCUGACACCGAUAAGGAAAGUAAGGUGUUUGCUUUACCUGAGAGCUGUAAGAAUGUGAAUGACAAUAACAUAUUGCAAACAUCAAAUAGCUUGUCAGAGAAUGUGAAUGACAAUAACGUAUUGCAAACAUCAAAUAGCCGGUCAGAGAAAGAGUCCCAUUCAGACUUCUCAGAGCUAGGAGGGCAGCAAUAUCAGGCGGCAUUGAAGUUGCAAAAGGUGUACAGAAGUUUCCGAACUAGGAGGCAGCUAGCAGAUUGUGCAGUUGUUGCUGAGCAACAAUGGUGGAAGCUAUUAGAUUUUGUGGAACUCAAACGAAGCUCUAUAUCUUUCUUUGAGAUAGAAAAACCAGAAUCUGCCGUUUCACGGUGGUUUAGGGCGAGAAAAAGAGCUGCUAAGGUUGGAAAAGGCAUAUCUAAGGAUGAAAAGGCUCGAAAGCUUGCUUUGCAACACUGGCUUGAGGCGAUUGAUCCUAGGCAUCGUUAUGGCCAUAAUCUUCAAUUUUAUUAUGCCAAAUGGCUUCACUGUGAAAGUAAACAACCCUUCUUUUAUUGGCUUGACAUAGGAGAAGGUAAAGAAGUCCUUAUUGAAAAUUGCCCUCGGUCAAAGCUUCAACAUCAAUGCAUCAAGUAUCUUGGUCCAACUGAAAGGGAGAAUUUUGAAGUAGUGAUAAGGAGUGAAAAGUUGGUGUACAAGAUGAGUGAGAUACUUCUUGAUACCACAGGAGGACCCGAAGAUGUGAAGUGGAUUUUUGUUCUCAGUGUUUCUAAGAAAUUGUAUGUUGGACUGAAAAAAAAGGGCACUUUUCAGCAUUCAAGUUUUCUGGCCGGUGGAGCAACAUUGUCUGCUGGAAGAUUGGUUGUGGAAAACGGUGUCGUGAAGGCGAUUUGGCCCCAUAGUGGACACUACCUCCCAACAGAAGAGAAUUUUCAGGAGUUCAUAUCAUUUCUUCGGGAGCACAAUGUUGACCUCACAAAUGUGAAGAAAAGCCCUUAUGAAGAGGAAGAAACAAAUAGCAAAAAGAAUAAUAGCCUUCGAAGUAAUGAGGCAACAGUAGGAGGGUCACAACAACAAACUGAGGCAACAAAUAAUGAAAGUUCAGGUCAAGAGAACAGUGGUACAAGAAAGGAAGACCCUACAGACACCGCCCGAAAUGUUGCUAACAAAUUAACGUCGAGCUUGUCUCGAGUAUUUUUGUCAAAACUAAGUAAACUUCGCAUACAGAAAAUACAUGAUGUGAUUGGCAUGAUCAAGACAAAAACGUCAUCACCAAGUCGCCGCCUUGAGCAUCAAGCAUUAUCACCAAGUACAGAAGAUGGGUAUGAAACAGCAGAAGAGAUUUUACCUGAGGAAGAGUUUCUAUGCACUAAGAUCAAUUUGUUUGGAGAAGAGGAUGAUGAGGAAGAUCGCAAACCUAUACCAAAGGAAAAAAUAAUGAAAAGGAUAGACUCUCACAAAGGCUUGAAAUCAUAUCAACUAGCUCAACAAUUAUCCUCCAAGUGGUCCACAGGGGCUGGGCCACGAAUUAGCUGCAUGAGGGAUUAUCCUUCUGAGCUUCAAUUCCGGGUUUUAGAGCAAGCAUACUUGACUCCGAGAUCAAGAAAUGUGAAUGCCUCUCCUCGGACAACCUCACGUUUUAGCCCAUCAGUUUUGACUCCAACUUCAUUAUGUAAAUAAAACAUGUUCAUCUAAAAGUCCGCUUGGACCUAGAACAAAUGAUAGUAACAAAAGCAGCAACAGCCUAGGCAAUUUUCAAAUGAAACUCGGGCUCACAUGUCAUCGUUAGAGAUACAUGAUUCUUUUCUUUUGUUUUCAUACAUUCAUUUUUCUCAUUCACAUCACACCACCCAACCUUCCCUUC